AUGAGAUCUCAGUUGAUGCCUCCUCUCGUUCCAACUCUCCUGUCCUUUCUGUUCAUUUUAGCGGCUGGCAUCCAGGGCACGGCCCCUCUACCAGCGCUAGCAAGAGGCGCGCUCAGCAGCGCACAGUAUCAGAUAUUCGUCCCAUCUCCCCUGAGGCUGCAAGGAGGAAGAAGAUCCGAGAGCAGGAAGAGGAGGCCUGACGGCGAGAGGAGCGAGUCAGAAUCGCGCAGGAGCGUUUCACCGUCUUCGAAGGAGGGAGAGCCGACGCGUUCGCCGAAGAGGAGCAAGGGGGAUCCCAAGGACGGCAGGAAGAUUAAGAAGCACAUACCCUCUUCAGCCAAGAAGAUCCACAACAGCCCUUUGCCCCUGGCCGAGGAGUCGACGGAGGAGGAGUCAUCACAGGAGCAGCGGUCGGAGAGUCCAACCAUGUCCCAGAGGACGGUUGAAGACCAGCAGAGCUUGCAAAGGAAGAAGAAGAAGGGGAAUUCAAGCGAGGUAUCUUCCUACAAGACCCCGUCGACAAAGAGGAAGAAGGCCUUUCACAAGACUCCCGACUCGGGGAGGUCAGUCCGGUUCAGCGAGUCACUGACGUCGGUCCACGAGUACCCGAGCAAGAAGCAGAAGUUCUGCACGCAGGAGGAGAUCGAGCGAGCGUUCCAGGAGUCGAUCGAGGAAGAGAUGCUGUCAGAGCUGGAGGAGGAGCAGAAGCCGAAGGGCAAGGGGAGGGCAGCGCCAAUGUGGGAGGAGUCGAGUAGCGAGACUAGAAAGCCCCCGAAGGAUUCAGCGAGCAUGAUUGACAAGAAGGGGAGGAACAGAGACAAGUCGAAGAGGAAGGGCAAAGACUAGUAAAUCUCAAGGCUACAGGUCGAGGCGGCAGGUACCUUCCAAACCGACAGCUCGCUGCACGACUGCUCCGUUGGCUCUUUCAUUCAUCCGAGACUGAGCGAUCCGCACG
Guillardia theta CCMP2712 is the source of this 955-nucleotide messenger RNA. RefSeq lists its product as hypothetical. Bases 1 to 846 code for a protein of 281 amino acids. The transcript has a single exon. Lineage: Eukaryota; Cryptophyceae; Pyrenomonadales; Geminigeraceae. The record is from RefSeq and is a predicted model, not a curated record.